Aureobasidium subglaciale EXF-2481 is the source of this 474-nucleotide messenger RNA. RefSeq lists its product as uncharacterized. The record is from RefSeq and is a predicted model, not a curated record. NCBI's taxonomy places the organism in Eukaryota, Fungi, Ascomycota, Dothideomycetes, Dothideales, Saccotheciaceae. The transcript has 4 exons. Bases 1 to 474 code for a protein of 157 amino acids.
AUGACCAACAAGCAGCACUCGGAAAAUGAAAUAUGGGACGACUCUGCUCUCGUACAGUCCUGGAAUGAGGCGCUCGAGGAAUACAAGAAAUACCACAGCAUGUCUGCCAGAGGUGAAAGAGUUGAGGAUGUAUUAGAUGUUGUUGAGAAAGAGGAGCAGGCGCAAGUCACUACAAAUCUUAAGAACGAGACCAUCGAUGCACACACUGGUCUUCCACCUUGGGAGAGGAUCGAAGAAGACAAAGGAUUGGCUCCGAAAGCCUCUACAGACUCGACAGAUGUAUCUAUUGGUGCACAGGCAGUCAAUGCUACUGUCCGUUCCACACCACCAGGAGUGUCUCAAGUACUUCUUGACUCUGUUCAAGAUGAGAAUCUCAAGGCGCUCAUGACGUCCUGGUAUUUUGCAGGAUACUACACAGGUCUCUAUGAAGGACAACGAAAGGCCCAGGCCAACCAGGAGCACACAGCCCACUGA